UCGAAAUGCGACUGAAAUGAUUGGUGAGGCUUUUACAACGUUAAUAGGACUUGCAGUAAAUUUUUGAUACCGAAAUACGGCUGAAAUGAUUCUUGGGGCUUUUACAACAUUAAUAGGACUUGCAGUAAAUGGUUGAUAUCGAAAUGCGGCUGAAAUGAUUGGUGAGGCUUUUACAACGUUAAUAGGACUUGCAGUAAAUCUUUGAUAUCGAAAUGCGGCUGAAAUGAUUCGUGAAGCUUUUACUCUUACGCAAUGCCUAGCAAAUAGUCAGGUUACUUGUCGGAUUGAGUAAAUUAUGAAUUACUCGAGUUGGUCCAAAUAAGUAGACUGAAAAUCUUUAAUGUAAUGCGGAUUAAGUUAAUUCACGGAAACCAUUUUAGGACAUAAGGGCUGAAGCAAAGUGAUUGUAGCGAAAUCUAUUGAAUUUCAUAUAAACUAUAAAAUAAACAGUUUUGUGCAUUAGAAAGAUAAUCCGUCAAUAUUUAUACUGUGUUGAUAAUCUUUAAAGAGAUAUGGAUUAAAUUAAUUCGUGGUAACUUUGUGUAGGAUUUCAGGGGGACCAUUUAGUGUGUUUAGUGUGCCAUGAAAUUAAGAAGAUAAUCCGUAAAUCUCGGCAGUGCACUGGUGAUCUUUGUAGAGAUUUGAAUUAAAUAACGAAGUAAAUUUGGAUUAAAAUGACUUCGUGGAAAACUUUGUUUAGGAUUGAGUGAAGUCUUGGGAGAGGUAUUCAUUGAAAUCCCGAGUUGUGGGCCUUUGUUUAAUGUCACAAGAGAACUUAAGUUUUAAAUGAAAUCAGGUAUUGUGUGUUUACCCAAAGAUAAGAAACUUCUGUUUUAAUUCCAACUGAAAAAAAAAAUGUAUCGCGGAUUUUUUCUCCUUGGAAUCUGUGUUUUGUACAUAGAAACAAUCCUACAGAUCUAUGUGAUUUAUACUACAGUGACGUCUAGAAUUGUGUUUACUACGUCACUGGUAUUGAUAUGUUGUUCGUUUGUGAUAUCUAACAUGGCAUCAUUGGUGCUAACUCUUAAAGAACGUGCCACCCAACCUUUGACAAAUAUCGUGAUGUGUUGCGUACUCCACGGAUUACAGUUGGGACUUUUAUGGCGAAUGUUAUGUGUGGGAAUUAACUCGGAUUCGCACAAUCAUAAGAUACGAUUUAUACACUGUGGGUUGCAGACGCUACCAUUUAUGGUUAUAUACGGGUCAUUGUAUCUCAGUCACGCCAUUUUUACACUCGAAAGUGUGACGUCAUUGAUAACGCUGUUUGCGUCAUGUAUUUCAGUGGCGCUCGCAAUGACGUCAUUUACGUUGCAGAAUUCUGUGACCCACCAAAAUAAAAUUCAAACUGUACAUUACUUGAGGCGUCUUUUUGGAAUAUUUCUGAUAACACUCGGAACAUUUUUGCUGUUAGCAUCUCGCAUAGGAAGUAUUGUCUUAAUGGCAUCCACAGAAAAAUUGUGGGUUCUGUUUCCGAUCGGAUGUCACUUUUUCAUUCUAAUGACAACCUAUAUGAUAUGUAGCGAGGAUAUCACGUGGCAAAGGCGUGCUUGCACACCAUUAAAUUUGGCGCGUUUUACCACACUGUCUUACUUUAAUAUUUUUGAUUUGAUUGAAAGUAAUCUACGUGUUAUUCAGUGCAAAUAUGUCGCCUUCUACACGCUUAUCCUUGUGGAGAACAUUAUAAUGGCGGCUGUGUGGUUGCUUUAUUCAGACAUGGAGUAUGUUGCUAAGUUAGUGACGGUUGUGUUUAUAAUGGUGUUAUUUGUAAGUGCUCUUAUAUCUAAAUAUUCAGGGUGGUGUUUUUUAUCCCACGAAUCCGAAACUACCUCGAAUAGUCAUAAUUCAAAAUUUGAAGAACAAGAUCAACCGUCCAUGAGUGAUGACAUUCGUCAUAGCCCGCGCGAAACCGUAGUUUCACGUGUCCGCCAUCAUUCUUCUAUUUUACGAGUGUCUGCAUCCGGCGGAAGUCACACGACCGAGACUUUUAUUUCUCGCAAGACUUCCUCAUCUCGUAACUUCAGCAACGGACGUGGAAACGUUUCUAAGAAAAAUAACGAAAUUAUUCUCUCUCCAAAAGCAUUGCGCGGUCACAAAUUCCCACGGAAAUUAAGCAAGCGACUGAAGAGGAGACUUCUCUUUGGACAAGCUCAAGCUUUGUUCCACUACCCGAAAACUUCCACGUUAAGAUCAUCCGCGUCUGUUCCAGAGUCGUUCUGUGUGUCAAGCCCGAAUGUUGGUGAUGUAACUGAUGAUAUUUUAAAUAUCUUUAGAUCGGACACCAAACGUGUUCGGGGUCGGCAAGGAUUCAAACUGGGAUUCAAUAGAUCUUACCUUAGCGACGGGGCGCGAUCUACAGACGACAACACCGGGCACACAAAACUGCAUAGAACGGACAACUACCAUGACCAUCGGCUUCUUAAAUAUGACGAUCUUCUGCAUCCAGCAGUAAACAGCUUAUCAAAGAUGUCCGCCAGCAAUAGUUAUGACUACCAUUUAAGUAAUAGCACAACUUCGCAGUCAAGUUAUGUUAACACGAGUCAUGACGAAUCCACAACGAGAACGGUGUCGGAUUCGUCAGGCACCAACAUGAGUUUAUCCUCAGAUGAAGGGGUGUGGAAAUCAUGUCAAAAACCACAAUUCGAAAAUUUGAAUUCAUUACCUCAAACAGUUAUGGACAGCCAAAAGAGAAUCCAAAAUUGGUUAUCAGAAACAGUGUCAAUUUUCGAUCUUUUGUACGAGAAGAGUGCAUGUCAAGACCUAAAACCUCCAGCGAAAACUCUCUGCCCUAGCAAGAAACAUGACCAACCCAAACGACGUCACGAAAUUAAUAAUCAAUUAAAGCAACGGGUACAAGAUUCUGGGUAUAUGUCCGUUGACGAUGUCCGAGAAAAUAUUAUUCAACAUGACCAGACAACCAGUUCCAGUGAAACGGAGCUAAUACGCAACUUCGGUGAUCCGGACCAACGUAAACAGAAUGCAACCACUGAUGCAAGAGUACCCGUGUCCACAAUAAGUAAUGACAGUCCCAUGUAUAGUGACGUUAAACAUCCUAUAUAUUUGAUUCCUACAACAGAAAAUGAUUCGGGUCUUCAUAUAAACAGUUUGGACAAAAUAAGCCAACUCAAACAAUAUAUUUACAGCACGGAACAUAAAGACAUUUCAACACAAGAUAACUCGCCCAUCAUUGAACGACACUUCAUCCCAAUUCAGAAACACGAACAAUAUAAGCACUGGCGAAAUAAAGCGUCCGAAGAAGACGCUGUUAUUAACAGUCGGAAUUAUAAAAACAUUUUAAAGGAUUCCUCAAGUGUGGCUAGAAAUGAAAUUAUUCGAAAUGCGUUUAGUUGCCCUUUAACUGUGGAUCCUACACCAACAGGAACGAACUCUUUAUACAACUCGACAGAAAGAUUGGACGCGUUUGAUCAUAAACCCGUUACGACGAUUGAGUCGUUAGUGUAACCGUUAUAGUUUUCAUUUCUUGUAUUCCGUCUUCAUUAGUCCGGUCGGUGCAGAAUAGUAGGACGUCAAACCUCAUUUCAUUACUUCUAUUACUGGAACCACGGUGGCUAAGUGAGUAAGACGCUGAAGGUCGCGGGAUUUUCCGGCGUGGUUUCCCCCUUGUCAGUGGUGCGGGGGCGGGGCUGACAAGGACAGCUGUCUAGUUGUUGGGAUGGGACGGACGAAAAAACAACAUGGUCCCGUGUACAUUACCGUGCACGCAAAAGAUCCCUUGGCAGUUGGAAUUCGUCUGGGCAAAAUUUUCCCCAUAGCACACUAUAUGGCAUAUGCCCGUCUUUAUUAGCCCAGUCAGAGAAGAACAGUAGGACGUUAAACCCCAUUAAUGGAGUUUUCCCAUGUGGUGAUUCUACACACUUAAAAGACUUCAUUCAUUAAACUUUAACGUGUUCAUUAUCUGUAUUACUUUGAACACCUGAUGCCACUUGUCGUUACCGCAAUUUGAUCGAUUGUGCCCAAUGUUUAGUGUAUAAAUUUUACAAUUUGUAUCACCAACGAUCUGAUAACUUGCUCAUUGUUUAUUCGCCUGUGUGUUAUAGCACGUGCUGCAGAUUCGCUCAUUAGGUCAUAUUACGUGUUUAAAACAAUUUAUACUUCCGGUUGAGCAUAGUUAAAACAAUUUUGUUACUGGAUAAUUUAUAAAGUAUAUGACAAUCUAUGUUUAAUAACCUUGUCAAUUCACAUAUGGUCAAUCUGAUUAAAAUACAGAUCUAUAUUUCGUUUCGUUUCUUUUUUAUAUACUUUUAUACUACUUGAAGAUCUGACAAAUUGGCGUCAGAGGUCAUACAAGCGGGUUUUUGACCUAUGACGCCAGGUAUUUGAUUAACCUAUGACGCUUCUAGUGGGUUACCCACAGUUUCGUGCACCCCACGCCAAAAACUCGCCGUAACAGACCGUUUCAUUGGCUAACCCCUCACAUCACCCAGAACGCGGGUUAUAUAACAACUCUUCCAGAUCCUAGUGUGGUAAAGACAAGUAAACGAAAUCUCGAACGAAACGAAAUAGGAUCUAUGUUUUAAUCAGAUUGGCAUAUUGUAUAAUGAUAUUUCAGUAAUCCACUCUUUGGAAGUGGGAAAAAAAGGGGGCAUCCGGAGAAAAUCGACGAAUGCGUUCAAAUCUUUUUUACUCCUUCUCACUUUCAAACCCGGGAUUGAAGUAGCUAACAGGCUUUAUAAUCUAAACCGCACACGUUCGACACAUCAGCCACCCAAACACCUUCACCUUGGUUAUAUCAGAAAAGUCAAAAUGUUGAUAUGCGGGGACGGGGAUAUGAAGAAAGUCGGAUUCCAAGUUUAUAUAUCGCAUUGGCGGGUAGCUAUAAACCGGACAUUACCUUUUGGUUGUGACCAACAGUAAGGGCACAACGAAAUAUUAUGGUAGGGUUCACUUAACAAAAUCCCAUCUUUUGGUGGUUAUGGUUAUCCGUAAAAUGAAGCUAAAUUGAGGUCGUUCUCGCGGGCAUUUCUCAUCGUAUUACUCGUAGUAUUUCCUUACUCAUAAAAGUUUAAAAGGUGCUUUUGUAUUUCUGAUGGAUUAAAAAUAUAAAAAGUACGUUUGUAUUUCUGAUGGAUUAAAAUAUAAAAAAUUCGUUUGUAUUUUUGAUGAUUUAAAAUAUAAGAUGAAAUGGGGUUUAACGUCCCACUGUUCUGCUCCGACUGGCCUAAUGAAGACAGGAAAUAUAAGAGGUUCCUUUGUAUUUCUUAUGAAUUAAAAUAUAAUAAGUUGGUUUGUAUUUCUGAUGGAUUACAUAUUAAAGGUUCGUUUGUAUUUCUAAUUUAUUGCAAUAUAAACAGCUCGUUUGUAU
This is a messenger RNA of Patella vulgata (common limpet), 5320 nucleotides long. RefSeq lists its product as uncharacterized. The record is from RefSeq and is a predicted model, not a curated record. Lineage: Eukaryota; Metazoa; Mollusca; Gastropoda; Patellidae. The transcript has a single exon. Gene Ontology annotation, cellular component: plasma membrane. Gene Ontology annotation, biological process: engulfment of apoptotic cell; phosphatidylserine exposure on apoptotic cell surface; apoptotic process involved in development. Bases 856 to 3459 code for a protein of 867 amino acids.